Molecule: messenger RNA, 1998 nt
Organism: Spinacia oleracea (spinach)
Lineage: Eukaryota; Viridiplantae; Streptophyta; Magnoliopsida; Caryophyllales; Amaranthaceae
Exons: 2
Coding region: 1-1998 (665 amino acids)
Source: RefSeq, a predicted model, not a curated record
AUGACUACUGAAGAGAUGACGCUCGCAGAGAUGAAAGCGGCCUACGAGAAGGCCCAAGCAGAGCUGGCCCAAGAAAGGGCCUCCAUUGAAAACCUCCAGAAGGAGCUCGAAUCUGUGAAAAGCACCAAGUAUCAAUCACGUUACAAGCCAGGUGCAAAACCGAAGAAGUUGAUAUUCGAGAUGACCGACGACUCCGAGGACCUGACCGACGGCGAGGAGCCACAGGGGGAAGAGGAUGAAGCAACACUGGAUCCCGUCACCAAGCGCCUAAAUAAGAUGGAAAAUCACAUGAAGAAGCGAUGCUCGUUGAUGAUGAAGCUGAUGACCAAACUGCCAGGGGCACCCACGCCCGUGGAAACCGAACCGACCGAUGGAUAUGCAGCGUCGCCGUUCUGUGAAGCGAUUGCUAGGGUGACGGUACCACACCAGCUCCGACUCCCUACCUGGACCACCCUGUACGAUGGAACGUCUGAUCCAUACAGACACGUCAACUUCUACAAGCAGCGAAUGUGGCAGAUCGGGAUCCCCUACGACCUGGUCGAGCCGGUCAUGUGCAAAUCCUUCGGAGGAACCCUCGACGGAGCAGCCCUGGAAUGGCUCAUGAACAUAACACCUGGAUCCAUCUUCUGCCUGUCCGACCUCAUCAACGCCUUCUACCAACAAUUCGCCAGCAGUCGCCAGUUGGAGAAACAAACAAGUGACCUCUAUUGGUUGGUCCAAGGACCUACCGAGUCGGUACGCGAUUAUUUUAACCGUUUUAAUUGUGAGAAAAUUAGUAUAAAAAACUGUGAUGUGAGGACAGCCAUCGAAGCAUUCAAGAGAGGUCUCGUCCCCAACUCGGAGCUGUACCGGGAACUAACCAAAUAUCCCUGUGCAACCUUCGAAGAGCGACCAACAGGGGGCAGCAGCGACAGGAGGUCGUACACCCCAAGGAACAACAGCUGGAGACACCAACCAUACAACCGCCAGAAUCAAGUACAAAAUGUCAAUCAAUAUGAUGAUACUAACAGUGUUUACAGGAAUGAACGGGUCGUUUAUCUCCCCAUCUCUGAGUAUGGCUUCAACGUCGACAUCGGAGGCGUGGUGAACGACCUUCAAAGUGUAGGUGGUACCGUCAGAUGGCCUAAGAAGAGAGACAUACCAGACUCUACGAAGGACAUGAGCAGGUGGUGCGACUUCCACCGCGACAAUGGCCACACAACCGAGGAAUGCAUCUCCCUCAAAAAGGAGGUAGCGUAUCUACUGAAAAGAGGCCACCUGAAGGACCUACUGAGCGACAAAGGAAAGGAGACGUACAACAAGGAUAGCAACUCCCAACCCAACCCAGCACCAAGCGGCGACCGACCGGCCCCGCCCACGUUCGAAAAAGUGGUAAACGUUAUUUCUGGUGGUUCAGAUAUAUGUGGACUAACUUCUUCUGCAGCUAAAAAAAUCAACAGAGGCGAAUCUGAAGCCGUCAAAGAGGGGCAGACAGAAGACGAAGUAGCACUCGACAAGUCAUUAGCAGCGAUGAUAAUAACCUUCGACGACUCAGAUUCAACCGACACACAACAGGAACAUCAUGACGGUCUAGUCAUAUCGCUCCCAAUAGGCAACGCUCUCAUCAAAAGGAUAUUGAUCGACAACGGCAGUUCAGCAAACGUAUUGUUCCUAGAGGCUCUGCAAGAAAUGGGACUAGACGAAAAGAGUAUAAUCAGAAGGUCGACAGUCCUAGUAGGAUUCAGUGGAGAAUCGCUACGAACAGUAGGAGAGAUAUCACUGCCUACAUACGCAGAAGGUACUAAUGUGUUGACCAAGUUCAACGUCGUCGACUGCCCAUCAGCAUACAACGUCAUUUUGGGACGACCAUGGAUCCACAAAAUGAAGGCGGUGCCGUCGACAUACCACCAGUCAAUCAAGUUCCCAACCAAAUGGGGAGUCAUGGAAAUCAAAGGACAACAAAGGGACGCAAAGAAAUGUUAUGAAACGGCGCUGAAACCAUCAAAGUCAUCCAUCUAG